AUGGCAUCGAACAAUCUUCAUAUUGGUUGGGCAGAUUAUGCUAUGUUAAUUGUUUUUCUUGGACUAUCAGUAGUCAUCGGUAUUUGGCAUGGAUGCUUCGGAAGUAAACAGACGACUACCAAAGAUUAUCUUAUCGCUGGUGGCAAAAUGAAGAUGUUACCUACUGCAAUGAGUUUAUUUGCUACUCUCUGUUCUGCAUCAACCUUGCUGGGUAUUCCUGUAGAGAUUUACAAUUUUUUUUCUUGGGUGAUUGCUUCGUUUGUAGCAAGCCACAUUUUUAUUCCAAAAUUUCGAGAACUUCAUUUCAUGAGUAUUUAUACGUAUAUUGAGAAACGAUUUUCAGUGGCAUUAUGUAUCAGUAUCACGUUGACAUUUACUAUUGGCAUUAUGCUCUUCAUGUCGGCUAUUUUGUAUGGACCUAGUUUAGCAUUAAGUCAAGUCACGGGGCUGGAUAUCUGGGUUGCAAUCAUUUCUUGUGGAGUUAUUUGCGCAUUCUACAGUAGUAUUGGUGGUAUGAAAGCUGUGAUUUGGACAGAUGUUGUACAAACCAUCGUCAUGUUUUUGGGUGUUAUUCUUUCUAUUGUCUUCGGUUUUAUCAAUGCUGGUGGAAUAUGGAAAGUAUUUGAAACAGCAAAUACAGGUCAACGAAUCAAUGUAUUCAAUUUUAGCUUUGAUCCGAGUAUACGCUAUACAAUAUGGUCAUUGAUGAUUGGUGGUUCAUUCUAUGCUAUAUCGUGUUCUUGUGUUGUGCAAACACAAACACAACGAUAUAUGUGUAUGAGUAGUACACGAGCAGCUCAAAAAGCUAUAUGGAUAAAUACUCUUAUGUUGGCUCUUAUUCUCUCUUUAUGCAGUGUGGUCGGACUCUUAAUUUAUUCAAAAUAUCAUGAUUGUGAUCCUUUGAAAGCGAAGCUCGUCUCGAGAUCAGAUCAAUUCUAUCCACUGUUUGUAAUGGAAACAUUUGAGCGUUUUCCUGGUCUUACAGGCCUUUUUAUUGCUUGUAUUAUGAGUGGUUCAUUAAGUUCCAUAUCAUCAGGUAUUAAUAGUAUUACAGCAGUGAUGGUCGAAGAUAUCUGGAAACGUCUAAUAACAAAGCGAGCACUCUCUGAUAAAUUUCAAACAAUUCUUUCAAAAUGCAUAUAUAAUUCCAAAUCGGAUAUCGAGAAAAUCGAUCGAUCUCUAUUGAUAUCUUGUCAACAGACUUUCUGCUUGUGCUGUUCACCAACGGAAAAGAAUUCAGACAUUUUUCAGGCACUACCUGCGAAUGACCAAGUGACGAAUAAAAACGGCGGAAAACAUGAGCAUAUGGAAGGUGUAGCUCCUGAAGAAAAGGAACCGAUCAUGGUUCGUUCAUCGGAAGACUCCGUUUGA
Adineta steineri is the source of this 1371-nucleotide messenger RNA. The record is from the annotation of a GenBank genome assembly. NCBI's taxonomy places the organism in Eukaryota, Metazoa, Rotifera, Eurotatoria, Adinetida, Adinetidae.